Molecule: messenger RNA, 666 nt
Organism: Symbiodinium sp. CCMP2456
Lineage: Eukaryota; Dinophyceae; Suessiales; Symbiodiniaceae
Source: the annotation of a GenBank genome assembly
AUGUCAUCAACCUCCUCGGCGCCAGAGGCUACUGAAGCUCCGCCACCUGUUCCUACCUUCGUAUUGGGCGAUCCCCACGACACCUGCAAUGACUACUGCCAGUUCAACGAGUUUGCUGGGUGUAACUUGACCCAAAUUCAAUCGAUAGACACGGAGGAGGAGCUUGCGAUGACCGUUCAGCAGAUUGGCCAGGACGAGGGCACGAACUUCACCUGCCUCACCAACAACAGCAUCUUCAACCAGGGCGUUUAUUUUGAGCCCAGAAGGGGAAUUUGCUCCCUCAGCAGAAACGGGGUCAACUGUUCCCACAAUACACGCGAAGAAGUCCGCCCGUUGUGCUUUUGCACUGGCACAACGUCGACCACGACGCCAUCUCCGGCCUGGACUUUGGGCCCGCGGGGAAGCUCCUGUGAUUCCGUCUGCCAGGCGGAGGGGAAGGUGUGCGACCCGGGCCCCAUGGAAGAGAUCGAUCGGAUCCCGCGGGCCAUCCGCCUCUUUGAGGCCCUGAACAUCAGCUGCCUCUCCGGCCGUGGGAGGUUCAGCCGGGCCCCGACCUACUUAAGAGGAGUCAAUGUGGUCAGACAGGAGUGCGCCUACAACAAGAAUCCGACCAAUUGCAGUCUGAAUGUGGACAGCUCUUUGGAGCCGCUGUGCUAUUGUGUCUAG